This is a messenger RNA of Physeter macrocephalus (sperm whale), 5181 nucleotides long. RefSeq names its product KIAA1671 ortholog. The coding region runs from base 280 to 5181 and encodes 1633 amino acids. The transcript has 8 exons. Lineage: Eukaryota; Metazoa; Chordata; Mammalia; Artiodactyla; Physeteridae. The record is from RefSeq and is a predicted model, not a curated record.
CGGCGCGGGCAGGUGCCACGGGCUGCGGGCAGGUGGAGUCGCGGCGGGCCGGCGGCGGCGGCGGCUCUAGGACCUGCUCGAAACUCAGCCUGCUAGGACGAGCCUCCCCUCCCCCGCCGACUUCUGCCAUGGGAGUGUGCGGACAGCCCCGUUGGAGAUGAGACACGAUACCGCUGGCUUUCUCCGGCAGUCACCGCGUCCCCAGCCAGGACCUGCCAGCUCGGUGGUUGCCUCUCUGUUUCUGAUGUUCGUCUUCCCCAUGGAUCCACAGCCGUAACCAUGGUGACGCGGGUGGAGGUCGGCUCCAUAAGUUCUCUGACAGGAGUGCCAGGCCUGGGCGAGCUCUCCAAGGAGGAAGCUCUGACUCGGACCUUCUUCCGCCAGGCUGGCAACGCCUCCGGGGCCCCCUCAGCGCUGCUCUUGGAAGGAAAAAGCCCCCUCAGGAGCCCAGUCCGCUUGCUUCCUCUGCGGAGGCUCGCCCCCAAGCCCUUCUCCAAGGAGAAGGCCGGGGACGUGGCCUCCUCGUGGCCCAGCCUGAGCAGGCCGUCCCCUACCCGGGGGCUCCCCCGGGACGUGCCGGCAGAGGGGCUGGACGAGAAGAUGCCCGGCUUGGUGGGGCAGGAGGCGGGGAGCGGGGACGGCCCGAGCAGCUCGUCUCUGUUCUCCAAGGCCGCGGCUCUGCGGCCUAGCCCCGGCACCAUGAUCCUCUUUGAAACCACCAAAGCCGGGCCUACCCUGGGGAAGGGGGUCGGCCGGGGGGCUCCGGAGGCCGACGCAGGCGUGUCUCAGGGGCCCCCUUCUGCCUCCCGGCCUGAGGUGGCCACCAAGCCCGCCUUGCCGGCCCGAAAGCCUGCGGGGACUCUUCCCCGACCGGCCUCCCUGUCUCAGGUCACCAGGCCGGUGGCCACCCAAGAGGAGACAGGCCUAAAGGAGCCUCUGUCAAAGGCCAGCAGUGUGGAGGACACGGGUAGCCCCGCUCUGGAGCCCAGGCCUCGCCUGAAGAGAAGGCCCGUGUCGGCCAUUUUCAUCGAGUCCGUUCAGCCUCAGAAGCCAGCAGGCCCUGGCGGGGCAGCCGUGGCGGGGAAGGCGCCCCCCACCCCUCCUGAGAAGACGUGGGUGAGGAGGCCUAGGCCUCUGUCCGUGGACCUCACGGCCAGGUUCGAGAGUAGAGAGGCCUUGGCGAGGAAGGUGGCGGACGUGGCCAUAGCAGGAUCUACGGCCCAGUGGCGGGGUCCCGAGAGGCCUGACCUGGACCCCAAAGUGGAUGGGGAGUGUCUGGUCAAAGCAGAGGCUCCCCUUCACGACCCGGAUUCCGACUUCCUGCAGGUGGUCAGGAAGAUCCAGGAACGGAAGGAGAAGCUGCUGCUCUGCAAGCAGGUGGAGAUGGGCAACCUCAGAACCACGGGGGGCUCGGCCAGGGUCACCCCCGUCAAUGACCAGAAUCUUGGGGACGAGAAAGCCAAGCUGGAUGGGGAGCCGGAGAAGGCACCCAGGGCCCCCCAGUCCCCUUCGCCCAGGCCUGGAAAAGGCCAAGAAAUCGCUGAGGUCAAGAGCAGAGCAGCUGAUGGGGAAACCCAGGCAGGGGGAGAGCGGACCCCGAGGGGCGGCGUGAAGAAGCACGUCAGCCUCUUUGGCGAGGAGAGCGCCUCGGCCUUGUCACUGGGGUCUUCACCCCCGUCAGCGCCCCCUGAGUCCCCACCGGCUGCACCGGAGCGGGGGAAAGCCGGUGUGAGCGUCCAGGAGCGGAUCAAAGGCUGGGCCACCGAGAGCUCGGAAGCAAAGCCAGAGAUCAGGAAGAAGGUGGUCCAGGCACGGCCGCUGUCAGCGGAUUUGACCAAACUGUUUUCAAGUGCAGCUUCAAGCAACGAAGUCACAUGUGAGAAGUGUUCUGAGCGGAGCAGUGAGCCUCCUAAAGAACCAAGAGAAAAGCAAAAGGAAGGGCAUGGUGUGGAUGGAGCAUCUGUCCCAAGAAGCCCCUGGAAGCCUGCGACGCCCCGGGAGAAAUCCAGGCAGACAGAGCGGAAAGACAGUUCUGACCAAGUCCCUGGCAGCGGUUGGAGCGAAAGUGUGGUGGGACCUCUGAGCCCUUCUGCCAGCACCCCGGAUGAUGACGGAAGCUUCCAGACUGUGUGGGCCACAGUGUUCGAACAUCACGUGGAGAAGCACACCGUGGCUGAGCUGUCAGGACACUGUCCCGCAGCCAUGGCCCCCAGGGACAUGGCCGAUGUCUUGGAGCUCAGAUCCAGGUUCCUUGGGUCAAGAAGCUCUUUCCCGCAAACCACAUACCUGAAGAAAGAGUGGUUGGAAAAUCCCGACCCAAAGAAAUCUGGGCGGACCGCCUUCUCCAACGGUGAGCCCAAACAGCAUCAUACGUCUUCUGUCCUGGGAAGAUACCCUGUGGGUGAAAAGCGCAGUAAUAACCCCUGCCUCAAGCUCUUGGAAAGCCCUCCCGCAUCCGAGAGGGUCGAGCCCAGGUAUGACAUCAUGCACGCAGUCGGGGAGCGUGCGCACAGUGAGGCCGUCCCCACGGUGCCCGAGGAGAAGGCUGUGACGCUCCGGAGCAGCCAGUCUCGGCUCUCGCUGUCCCAGGAGGUCACCCCUGCCGUGACCCCUGCUGAGCCCGAGUGCAGGCUGGAAGGCCAGGUCGGGUCCGUCCAAAGGGCCAGUUUGAUCUGGGAAGCUCGAGGGACGCGUGAGGUCGGCGGGCCAAAGCCUGAGUUCCACCGAGAGCUAAAGGACACGUCUGGAGGCAAUUGCCUGUCACCCAGAUGGACAGGUGGGGUGGCCAUCAGCUGGCAGAAAGCCGCUGUGGGGGUCAGUGAGGAGAGAGGCUCGGAACCAAGCCCCGAGGCCACCUCUGCGAGGACCAUCCAGGCGGCCAUGCAGGAGGCCCAGCACCAGGGGAUCGAAGGGGCUGGAAUAAAGCCAGGGGAAAGGGGUCCCCCCCAGGGGGGCCCUCUGGAGCCUCCUUCCAGGGCUAAGGGCGAGGCCUCUGACUUUCGAGCCCGGCCACAGGCAGACGCGCUGCUGCAGAAGGGGCCGCUCGCCGUGGCUGGCGGCCAGGGUGGAGCGAGGCCGGCCCGGGUGCCGGAGCCCGAAGCCAGGACGCGGAAGGCGAGCCCCAGUGACCAGAGGAUGGAGAGGUGGAGGCGGCGGACGUUACCCCACGACGUGAAGUUUGAUGAAUUCAGCUUCCUGGUCCCAGAGCACUCUUCCAAGGCAGAGCAGAGACAGACGGGUUAUUUGACCCGCACCGCAGGUGCCUUAGGAAAACCCCAACUAGCCCACGGUUGGGAGGAGCCCCAGCAGGGGAACCCGGGCGUGUCACAGGUUCUUUCAGCGGCAAAGCAAGGGUCAUCUGUGGAUCCCAAGGCGACCUUUUUUGCAGUGACAUAUCAGAUUCCCGACACUCAAAAAGCAAAGAGCGUUGUUAAGCCUGGGCCUGAAAACUUGAUGGAACAUUCUAGAAAAAUAGCCCCACCUCCAUCGCCUCAUCUUUUAACAUCUACCUUGGUUUCUCUGAACCGUGAAGAGCUGCUGGAGACCAUGGGCAGUAAAAACCAGGCUCCAGGCAGAGAGCAUGACAGCGCGAGCUUUCCAAACACUCCGAGGCCGGCGUCUCUUGGGGACAGGAUUCUGGGUCCUCCCAGCGAGAGAAUCUCCGAUGGCGACGCUUUAUGGGUUCGUCGGGGACCGGAAGACAGCAUUGGUUUUCACAGCGACUGGAAGGACAGUGGGAACAAGACGUCCCCCCGUGGUGCUCCCAAAACACCUCCGGCUCUCAAAAGUCACCCGAAAGCCACCCAUCUCCUGGUCAGAAGGAAGACGGAGGUGGUCAGCGAGACGUUCCCAGGUAAAAUCAAGGACGGCUACAGGUCCAGCGUCCUUGACAUUGACGCCCUGAUGGCUGAGUAUCAGAGACAGCCGGCCGCAGGCCCCAGGGAGGCUCAGGAGCUGACAGUGUGGCCGCCCGCAGAGCCCAGGGGCUCGAAUCCUGAGAGGCCCGGCCAGCAAGGCGAGGUGGAUCGGAGACGGAGGAGCCUGAAGGAGGGCCCUGAAAUUGAGGACCCCUGGAAACAAGCCAGUUUCACCGAAACAAACCCCAGUUCUACCCCCUGCUCGGGCAAGCAACUGGCAGAGACCCCGGGGGCAGCCACGAACACCAAGGUCAGCCCUCCUCUGUGGGCUCUGCCGCACUCAGCUCCUCCUGAGAAAUAUCCAGGGGCCUCUUCUGGCCCUGCAGGUCCCAGUAAAAAAGGCUCGGGAGUCACCGAGGAUGAAAAAAAGGCCUUUAUCAGUAAAUAUCACAGUGCAAAGUGCCAGCAUCCCCUGGCUGAGUCAAAGCCCACCACCUCCUGGGAGGAUCCGGGCAGUGGGGCCACCAUGCCACCCAGGUCCUCCCCCACUGACCAGAAGAAAGGGCCCCCAAGGAAAUCCCUCGGGAGGGGAGAGGAGGGCAGUGUGACCCAAUGGGGCAACCACCCAUGGGACUGUGGAAGGUUACUGCUGGAUGUCAAGAGGGCCCAUUCGGAGAAAGGCCCCCCUCUCAAAAUCCGAGAGGGCCUGUCCAUCAUGCAGGAAGCCAGAGAGAGGAGGCAAGAGCAGCACAAAGGGAGGUCCAGCCUCCCCAGGGAGAGUUCAGAGGCCAAAGACAUCAAGACGGGGCUCUGUCGGCAGGAGUCGGGGAAUCGAGACAGUCAAAAGGGAAGAGUUUGCUCCUGGCAUCUACUGGGUGGAGACCGGGGGUGCUCCACAACAUCCUACAGCGCAGCCCCCAACACAGAGAAUCAUGGAGCCCCAAACGUAUGUAGAUCUGAGGCUGGGGUACCCUGGCCCAGACACAGAUGGGUAAAUGCAUACUGUUCUGUGGAAACAUGGCGGCAUUCUUCAGAAAAUCUCACAACUUGCUUUGUUUUUUCUGUCGUGUAUUUAAAAUUUUUUAAAAAAUUUUUUGUAAAAUUUUUAAAGAUUACUUGCCAUUUACAGUUAUUACAAAAUAUUGGCUAUAGGAGGGAGGAUGCCCUCCAGGACAAUGAGCCGCUGCUCCAGCAGGUGAUCCCUGUGGCCGUGGGUCCCCGGAGAAGCCACAGCUUCUGCAAGGACAAGAGGAGCGGGCCCCUCGUGUCCAACUCUCUCAUUAUGAACGGGGAAACUGAGGCCCCGAGAGAGGGCCUGACGUAG